Molecule: messenger RNA, 601 nt
Organism: Rhizopus microsporus ATCC 52813
Lineage: Eukaryota; Fungi; Mucoromycota; Mucoromycetes; Mucorales; Rhizopodaceae
Exons: 3
Coding region: 71-424 (117 amino acids)
Source: RefSeq, a predicted model, not a curated record
CGAAGAGCUUAUACCACAUCCUCCAUCUUCCUUUCGUCAACUAUAGUAUUAUGUUCAUCCUGCACACUCAAUGCUCUUUAAUCCUAAUGAUCCUAGCUGGUUCAAUCAUUUCAGUUCAGAGGACCUCGUGGAAAUAAAAGAACAUGUUAAUCACUCACUGAAUAAUGACCUUUCUAAAGAACUGGAAGAUAUAUUAUUAUUACUAAAUCAAAAGAUAACAUUCAGAGCGAUUUAUGAUGUUAUGGAUGCUGUACCUGCGGACCCAGUUAAUAAUAAAGAAAAGUAUUGGUUCAAAAAUAGCAUAAUUAAUUACAUUAUGCUCUUCAUCAAUGGACCUACUAUAGUACCGUUCAAAUCUGAAGAAGAUCUUUUAGAUGAUGUUUAUGGUUUCAUCAAAACCAGUAAACAACUAAGUCAUGCAUAGCAUUGAUACUGUGAGAGAAGAAGCUGUCUUGACUAAUAUGAAUAUUUUGAUUUUAUAAAUAGAAAAACAGAAAGUACUGCAUCUUCUGGAGAAAUUAACAAAGAUCGACUGAUUGGAUCAAUAAACAAAAUCAACAGGAAUAUAGCAGCUAAUCAUGCUGAUUUGGUCUUCAAAUAU